Molecule: messenger RNA, 396 nt
Organism: Trichophyton rubrum CBS 118892
Lineage: Eukaryota; Fungi; Ascomycota; Eurotiomycetes; Onygenales; Arthrodermataceae
Exons: 1
Coding region: 1-396 (131 amino acids)
Source: RefSeq, a predicted model, not a curated record
AUGGAGAAUCCCGCAGCUUCGAAAAACACCAAGCCCAUCUCAACCAAAGAGAAGGAAGCCGUUAUAAAAGCCGCUCAGUACUACGUGGAUGGACUGAAAACCGGCAACGUUGACCACAGUCGCAAGGGAUUUCACCCAAAUGCUGGAAUGUAUGGCUGGCUUGACAAGGACUUGAAGACUGUUCCUAUUCAACAACUCUUUGAUAUGAUCGUGGAACGAGGAUGUACACCAGAGUUGAUUUACCACAUGGAUAUUAUUGCAAUCACCCCGUCUACGGCGAUUGUGGAAGUCGACUCAGAGCUGGAAAACGGAGGAUUUCGAGAUCAUUUAGCCAUGGUAAAGGUGGAUGGCGAGUGGAAGACGGUUGCAAAAUUGUUCCACAUUUAUGAGCAAUGA